AUGAUCAACAACGAUGGGUCAUGGGACGAAAGCGAAGAGCCCGGAGAGCCCGAACGGGAGAGGAAGCGAGCGCGACGACUAGGAGAGCAGCGAUCCAGGAACGGCUGCCUGACCUGCCGCCGUCGCAGGAAGAAGUGCCCCGAGGAUGUGCGCGUCUGGUCCGACGGCACUCAGGCCUGCUCGGUCUGCCACCAGCGAGGCGAGGUCUGCCACAUGCCCGCUGCUGGCUCCAGCUUUCUUCCUCCCGCGAGCCUCCCACCGCCCGCGUAUGUCACCACGAUGGAGCAACCGCAACAGUACUGGGCGCAGGUGCAAUCACAUCAAGAACAGAACCAAAGGCAACAAGCGCAUUUUGGGAAAACAAAGUCCUCUUCCCAGCAAAGGAAUGCUGGUUCAUCGUCUUCUUCGGCAUCGACGUCGUCUUCUCCGCCCUUUAGUCAUUCCUUUUUGAACACGGCAACGGUGGCUACGACGACGACGACACCGAGUUCUUUUCAUGACUCCUCUUCGACUGCACCUGUGACGCCAAGUUAUGAUCAAGCUCAUUCAAGGUCAAACGAGUCUCACUUUGCGGCGGCCAAGGAGCCAUAUGAGCCCGUUACCCAUAGCUCCAAUCCUCCUUGUCCGGUAGUCCUGCCACAUCAACAAGAAGGACCUCCUCCUGCGUUUGUCGAGUCAUCGAUCUUUGACGACUUCUUCAGAGACUUUGUGGAUCUCUCUGGCCACUUCUUCCCCAGUGAGAUGGGAGGCGCUGCAAGCAUUGGAGCAGACUUCCUCGGUGUCUUUCCCGCCCGAGGAGUGGAGCAACAUCGACAGCCGCAGCAGCAUCUACCUUCCACUGCGCAAUCACAGGCUCCAUCAGCCGGCGCGGUCACCCAAGAGAGCGGGGCAAGCACGUCUUUGACCACUCACUACGAGGACGUUGUCGGCUCCGACGAACUGGAUCAGCUCAUGGAAAAGUACAGCAAACUUUAUGAGCGAUUCUGGCAAGCGUCUGUGCAGAUCCGUGAUGAGGCAGUGCAGCAACGCGCGACACAGGAACUGUAUCAGCUGAGCCGGUCAAGCCGCGCCUGUCGCGCGGCCACCGUGGCAGUCUGCCUGGUCUUCCACUACACGCUGCUCGAGGAGCGAGCGAGAAAUGGCCGCCAGCUCAAAUACCUGCAGCAGAUCAGCGGCGACACGCUUCUGCACGAUGAUGAUGAUGACGACGACGACAAUAAUGACGACCGCGACAAUGUCGCCGUCGGAUCUGAAGACAAUGAGACGCAGCUCAGCAAACAGCAGUUGAAGCAACAGCAGAGAAAGCAGCUUCAUCAGCUAAAGCGCCAUCCCGCCAAACGGUGGCUGCACUACGCCUAUCACGAGUACAAGCGGCAGCAGGGCCAGCUGACGCUCUUGCAACGGGCGUUUUCACUCAGCAAUAUCCAUGCAGCCAUUCAAACGCUCGACUGCGACAUGCCUCGAGACAUCAUGGUCGUCGAGAUGGUCAAGGAGCUCGAGAUGCUCGACAUCGACACUAGACUCCUCCUCCGUGCCCACAAGAGGGGCUCCAUCACCACAAUUCUCGUCCUCUCGCUCGCAUACACGACCAUCGCACACCAGGUCGGGCAGGGCCGAGCCCGGAGCCCGAUUCCAGGCACGAUUGCCUCGUUGGGCGAGGACGAGAUGGUGGAGCUGAGCGGUGGCAGGGGCCAGCGCUCGCCCAGGAGGCCUUGGGAGGGCCAUGAGGAGGAGGAUUUCGACUACUUUGAGCCGACGUGCGUCACUGCACCUCUCGUCCUCUGCUUCAAGGCAGCCUCGGAGCUGGGCGCGGACAUUGAGGAGGGCAAGCCUCUGAACAGAGCCGAGGCCCAGCAUAUCGAGCGACUCCUUAGAAAAAGCAAUGCGCUGGCACCCGUUGUCGAGGGCGGCGUGGCAGGCAUGCGUGUGCACAUGAUGAACCAGAUGCUCCGCCAGGCUUGUCUCAUCCACCUCUACCAGGCCGUCUUCCGGUACGGGCCGACAUCGCCAGUGAUUCGAAAGUGCCUCGAAGAGAUCCUCGACCUCUGCCGCCUUAUCCCUCCCGAGCCACCGUCCACGCCGCCUCUCGCGGGAAUGUCGGGCGGGGACGAUCAUCCCUCCACGGUCACCAAGCAACAACAACGGCCGCGGGAAGCAGUAGGAAUCACCAGCCGGGGCAGACCAGGAAUCGACCUGAAACUCGACGUGGACACGGGCGAGAUGGCGGCCGUGUGGAUCUUGGCCUGCACCGUAUGCCUGAGGGCAGAGGAUCGAGUCUUUUGCAUGGACAAGCUCGAGAACAUGGGAAACGAGUGA
Messenger RNA from Acaromyces ingoldii, 2316 nucleotides. RefSeq lists its product as hypothetical. Gene Ontology annotation, cellular component: nucleus. Bases 1 to 2316 code for a protein of 771 amino acids. NCBI's taxonomy places the organism in Eukaryota, Fungi, Basidiomycota, Exobasidiomycetes, Exobasidiales, Cryptobasidiaceae. The transcript has 7 exons. The record is from RefSeq and is a predicted model, not a curated record. Gene Ontology annotation, molecular function: zinc ion binding; DNA-binding transcription factor activity, RNA polymerase II-specific; transcription cis-regulatory region binding. Gene Ontology annotation, biological process: positive regulation of transcription by RNA polymerase II.